GUUUUGGCCCGAAAACGAAAACAACUAUAAAACAAUAAAUUGCUAGGGUUUUGGUUGAGCACAUUUCUCAUAACAAAACCAAUAGAGUGCGACUGACAGCCGUCCCUCUCUAGCCUCCAAAACUCAGCUGCUCCGCCGCCAUGGCCGUCGGAAAGAACAAGAGGAUUUCGAAGGGGAAGAAGGGAGGGAAGAAGAAAGCGGCUGACCCUUUUGCUAAGAAGGACUGGUAUGAUAUCAAGGCGCCGUCAUUGUUUAACACCAAGAAUAUUGGGAAAACACUAGUCACUCGAACUCAGGGUACUAAGAUUGCUUCUGAAGGACUCAAGCACCGUGUAUUUGAGGUUUCACUGGCUGACCUUCAAGGUGAUGAGGAUCACGCAUUCAGGAAGAUCCGUUUGAGAGCUGAGGAUGUUCAGGGAAAGAAUGUUCUCACAAACUUCUGGGGCAUGGACUUUACUACAGACAAAUUGAGGUCUCUUGUCAGGAAAUGGCAGUCACUAAUUGAGGCUCAUGUUGAUGUCAAGACUACCGACAACUACACUUUGAGGAUGUUCUGCAUUGCCUUCACCAAGAAGCGUGUCAACCAACAGAAGAGAACAUGCUAUGCUCAGUCUAGCCAGAUCCGUCAAAUUCGCCGCAAGAUGAGAGAAAUCAUGGUUAACCAGUCACAGUCAUGUGAUCUCAAGGAGUUGGUUCGGAAGUUUAUCCCUGAGUCGAUUGGCAAGGAGAUUGAGAAGGCAACUUCAAGCAUCUACCCUCUGCAGAAUGUAUUCAUCAGGAAGGUCAAGAUCUUGAAAGCUCCCAAGUUUGACCUUGGGAGGUUGAUGGAGGUUCAUGGUGAUACUAGUGAAGAGGUUGGUGUGAAGUUGGAUAGGCCAGCUGAUGAGCCGAUUGCUGAGCCGACUGAAGUUGUGGGUGCAUAAACUAUUGUUCCUAAAAUUCCCUUUAUCGUGUUUUUGCUCAUUAAGAUUUACUUCUGUUGGAGUGUUUUAGGAGAAGGAUUUGUUUGCUGGAGAGCUUUGAGUCUUGCAUUUCCUUCCUAAGCCACUGAUAGAU
Molecule: messenger RNA, 1056 nt
Organism: Striga asiatica
Lineage: Eukaryota; Viridiplantae; Streptophyta; Magnoliopsida; Lamiales; Orobanchaceae
Source: the annotation of a GenBank genome assembly